CCUCCAUUCCCCCCUCCUUUCUCUUUCUCUUCUUACUUAAUCAAUUCAAACGAAACAAUCAAUCCUCCAUAACACUCUGACUCCCUCCCUCUCUCUCUCUAGUCUCUCCCCCCACUCUUUCUCUCUCUUCUCUUCUUCUGGGGAAUACGGCCCGAUUUCUCCCCUUCCUCGCCUUUCCCCAUUAGCCCAAUUCCCAAUUCGACCACAAAAACCAGAAGAAAGAAUGGGAACCCAAGUCCUCUGUUUCCCCUGCAAAAAAACAUAACCAGUAAGUCUCUUUCUUUACUCUGCUCCAUAAGAGGGAAACCCGGAAAAUAAGCUCUUCCCCCCCAGCAAUUUCCAGAGACUUCUCCCUUCUCUACCGGAAUUCAUCUUCUGGAAAAACAGGGGAAAUCACGCAAAAAAGAAGAAGAAAAAUCCAUGGAGUGACUUCGAAGGAUAAUCAAAAGCUUUCUAACAAGAGACAAACGUCAGCUCACCUCUUUAAAACGCUGGCAAUCCUCAAUUAUUUUGGAGUGGCCUUUAUUAGGAGAGAAAGGGGAAAGAUCCAUUUGCCAAAGAGAGUGGUCGGAAGGCGGAAAAUUACCAUUUAAUCCCUCAAGUUAUCCCAAUAUGACGAAACACUCCUUAAACAUUUCCCUCCAAUUCCUCCUCAGUUCGAUUUUGAUCAUCUCUUCAAUUUUCCCGCCACCCACAACCGCCAUAACGGAAACGGAAGCUCUGUUGCAGUUCAAGUCUCAUCUCAAGGACCCCCUGAAUUUCCUUAGCUCAUGGAAGAAAGACUCCGAAUCUCGCUGCAACUUCACGGGCAUCACAUGCGAUCAGGUCUCCGGCCAGACUACAGGGAUCUCGUUCGAUGAUAAGGCACUCUCCGGCGAGAUUUCUCCGGUGAUCUCGACGCUCUCCGGCCUGAUAACCCUCUGGCUGCCGAGUAAUUCGAUCUCGGGGAAGAUUCCACCGGAGAUCGCCUGGCUGAAGAAUCUCCGGGUGCUGAAUUUGACAGGGAAUAAUCUGGUCGGCGAAAUCCCGGAUCUAUCUUUCCUCACGAAAUUGGAGGUUCUGGAUCUAUCACUCAACUUCUUCUCCGGCAGGAUUCCGGCGUGGGUGGGGAAUUUGACUUCCCUAAAAAUGCUGGCAUUGGGACAGAACAAGUACUUGAAAGGUGAAAUUCCGGCGAGCAUUGGCAAUUUGAAGAAUCUGACUUAUCUCUUUCUGGCGAAUUCUCAUCUAGUCGGUCCGAUCCCCGAUGCGAUUUUCGAGCUGGAAGCUCUGGGGACGCUGGAUCUAUCCCGGAACAAGAUCUCAGGCGAGUUCCCGAAAUCGAUCUCCAAGCUACGAAGCCUGUUUAAAAUCGAGCUUUUCGACAACUUGCUGACCGGAGAGAUACCGGAGGAGCUCGGAAACCUGACACAUUUAAAAGAGCUGGACAUCUCCGCCAACGAAUUACACGGCGAGAUUCCGGCGAGCCUUGCGAAACUGGACUUCACCGUGUUUCAAGCCUACGAGAAUCACUUUACUGGAGAAAUUCCAUCUGGAUUCGGAGAAAUGCGCAGCCUGAACGGAUUCUCCAUCUACAGAAACAACUUCACCGGGGAAUUCCCACCGGAUUUCGGCAGGUUCUCUCCUCUCAACAGCUUCGACAUCUCUGAGAAUCAAUUCUCCGGCAACUUCCCAGAGUUCUUGUGCGAAGGUCGGAACUUGCAGUACUUGCUGGCAUUGGAGAACAGCUUUUCCGGCGAGUUUCCUGAUUCCUAUUCCAAGUGCAAAUCACUUCAGAGAUUCCGAAUCAACAACAACAGAUUCUCAGGAAAGAUUCCCGACGGAAUCUGGGCGAUGCCAUUCGCUGUGAUUAUCGACUUCAGUGGCAACAACUUCACCGGCGGAAUCUCCCCUGAAAUCGGCCUCUCUUCCAACUUGAACCAGCUAAUCCUGUUCAACAACAAAUUCUCCGGCGACAUUCCAUCGGAAAUUGGGAAUCUAGCCAACCUCGAGAGGCUUUAUCUAAACAACAACAACUUCUCGGGUCCAAUUCCUUCAUCAAUCGGGAAGCUGAAACAGCUUUCAUCGCUCCAACUGGGGAAGAAUUCGCUCACAGGUUCUAUCCCGCCGGAGAUCGUACAAUGCACCAAACUAGUAGACAUGAAUCUCGCCGGCAACUCUCUCACCGGGCGAAUCCCAAACGGAUUCUCAAACCUCAUCACUCUCAACUCCUUCAACCUCUCCCGAAAUCAGCUCACCGGUCCGAUCCCCGACGAUCUCGGCUCCCUGAAGCUCAGCUUGCUCGACCUCUCCGAAAAUCAGCUGACAGGUGAAAUCCCACCCUCCCUCCUCUCCAUGGCAGGUGAAAAAUCUUUCGCCGAAAACAGAGCACUCUGCAUCGAGAAUUCCUUUGCGGGAAGUGGUUCGGCGAUGAUCAGCGUCUGUACAGGGAAAGAAAACAGAGGAGAAGGGAAGAGCUCUGGUUCAUUGAAGCUCGUAUUGUUCACCGCCGCUGCAGUCGCUCUAGUUCUCACUCUUGCCUGGCUUCUAUUCGCGAGCUACAUGAACUUCAAGCACGAAUUGGCCGAUUCGGAGCUCGGAUUAGAGAGAAACAAGAAGAAGGAAGAAGAAGAAGCAGAGGCGAAAUGGAACGUCUCGUCGUUUCACCAAGUCGAAAUCGAAGCCAACGAGAUCAGCAAUUUGGAAGAAGACAAUGUGAUCGGAAGUGGCGGUGCAGGGAAAGUCUACCGCUUGGAAUUGAACAAGAAGGGAAUCACAGUUGCAGUGAAGAAGCUGUGGAAAGGAGAUGGAUUGAAGUUCUUCACCGCCGAAAUGGAGAUCUUGGGGAGGAUUCGGCACCGGAAUGUGGUGAAGCUUUACGCUUGCUUGUUGAAGGGUGGAUGCAGCUACUUGGUUUACGAGUACAUGCCGAAUGGGAACUUGUUCGAGGCGAUUCAUCGGAGGAUCAAAGGCGGGAAGCUGCCGGAGCUGGAUUGGGUUCAUAGAUACAGAAUUGCUCUCGGAGCUGCGAAAGGGAUUUCCUAUCUACACCAUGAUUGCUCCCCUCCUGUUGUUCACAGAGAUAUCAAGUCGAGCAACGUGUUGCUCGACGAGGAUUACGAGGCGAAGAUCGCGGAUUUCGGUGUGGCGAAGCUCGCCGAGGUGACUCGUGAUCAGCAAGGGUGUGAUCAUAGCUGCUUUGCUGGUACUCAUGGCUACAUUGCUCCUGAGAUGGCCUAUUCGCUAAAAGUGACAGAAAAGAGCGAUGUGUAUAGUUUCGGAGUCGUGCUACUCGAGCUCGUGACGGGGAAGAAACCCAUCGAGGACGAUGACGAGCACGGGGAAGGCAAGGACAUUGUUUCGUGGGUAUCCAGUCAUCUCACCAACAACGAUAAUGUCGUCAGGAACGUUCUCGACGGUUCGGUGGCGGCCAAUGAAGUCGUACGAGACGACAUCCUACGAGUCCUGAAAAUCGCGCUCCUCUGCACCACGAAGCUGCCGAGCCUGCGGCCGACGAUGCGAGAAGUGGUGAGGUUGCUCGUGGAUGCUGAGCCCUUGUCUGCUGAUGUAGGUACUCAUCAUGUGGAAGAUGUAGGGAAUGGUUACUAUCACAAGCAUGUACUUAAAUAAAAUUCUUGGGUUUUUGAAAUUGGGUUUGGUAGUAGUUGUUUUAGUGGGUUACAUAAUUAGCGAUUCAAUUGUUAGAUAUGGGGAAAUGGUGUCCUGAAAAUAGUAAAAUUAGUGUUGAGGUCUUUUAAGAGGUUUCACUAAUAUUGUCAAAUUGAGGUAUCCUAUUGUUAGAAUAAUAAAUGUAUUUAUCUAUUUCAACUAUUAUCUUCCUCCAUCCCUCCAGCUAGCUCCCAACCCUCAUCAUCUUCUUUGCCCAUUUCUCAUCAAUGUAUCACUACUGUAGCCAUUUCUCGUUGUUGUAAUCUCCAUGUAUAUAAACCUUUGUAAUACAUGAAUACAAAUUAAGCUUUCCAACACAGCAAUCCCUUCUGUAAACUAACAAAGUUCUAGUAGCUUUAAAUUAUGA
Messenger RNA from Linum tenue, 4015 nucleotides. NCBI's taxonomy places the organism in Eukaryota, Viridiplantae, Streptophyta, Magnoliopsida, Malpighiales, Linaceae. The record is from the annotation of a GenBank genome assembly.